CGAGACACACGCAGCCAUAAUAUUUAAUCUGUAAUCUGUAUUGUGUAGGUACGGUGUGCAACGCGUAGUGGGUGCUCGAUGUGCGUGCGCCCCGUGGCUAAGAAGUUUAACUUACACGUGAUAAUAUAAGCAGGCCGUUUUGCCGAUUGUGUAUUGAAGUUUUCCGUUCCAAUUAAAGCCGCAUAUCACUGGUUAUAAUUAAUAUUUUGUGUGUUUCGUGCGUGGUUUUGUUCUGUUCUCUUGUUUACUAUUCUCUCGGCCUCGUGACACGGACCAACCGCUUCGAAACUCCACAGUCAUGGAUAUCGAUUCAUUGUACGAUUACGCGGAGGAGGAUCAGGACUUCUACGAAGAAAGUCCUGGGAUACGGAAGGGCUAUCCUAUCGAUCAUCGUUCGAUCAAGCGGGAUGUGCGCGGCGAUGUCGCGAUACUUGGAUGCGGCGGAGACGGUGUUAAAAUGAUGGUCAAGUACAUGAAGCAGGAACUGGUCACUUCGGACGCCGAGGAAGAGGCUCUGGUUCCGGCCUUUCAUGCCCGUUUCGCCUCGAUGCGGAAAGUGCCCUCCCUCUCCGAUUUGUCCGACCCGGAAAGCUCCCUCGACAUCCCGGCGCAGGUCCCACCGCUGACGCCUGGUACAAACAAGAAGAUGACCGAGGCCUUAAAGGCUUCUUUUGCCUCAUGGGAAAAGGAACAGAUACGUCUCAACAUAACUAAAGAUCCAAGGCAAUGGUCAGAAACGGCUGUAGCUCACUGGCUCCAAUGGGCAAUCAGGGAAUUCUCACUUGAGGGUGUAGCGAUGCAACCGUGGCAACACAUGACCGGAAAACUGAUAUGCGCUAUGGGCAAGGAGUCCUUUUUGGCAAGGGCGCCAGCCUUCAUGGGCGACAUACUGUGGGAGCACCUCGAAAUACUGCAGAAAGAAGUUGACACGGAGAAACCUUCUCUGGAAAAUGUACCCGCCAAUCUAUACGAGAGCGUGUGCGUACCCGAUCUCGGCGAAUUUAUGGGAUACCAAGGAACACCCAGCAUGGCCACACCGGAACACAAAAGUCCGGCAACCCCGGCGACUCCGCCUAGCACUCCUCAGAGUCAGCACGGGCAAAACCAGAACCAAAACCAGAACCAGAACCAGGGACAGUCCCAACCACCCCCGCCCCCACCGCCUUCCGUGAUAACGCUGUCUCGGCAGUAUCACAACGACGCCCAUUACUCCGGGUACGGGGACGAGGGCUCCGAAUACCACGAUCUUGCACAGAAUCACCAAACGCCUCAUCACUACGGUGUCGACCCUUCGCCCGAGUUUUACAACCACGCCGGCAUCCACUUGGAGUCCAAGUACCAGCCGCCACAAGCCUUCAAGAACUACGUUCGAGGUCGCUACCAGGAAACGUAUAGCGAGGGAGGAUACGGCCAGUACGAUGGCACGUCCUUUCAAACAGUCCCUGGAAGUGGUGCCGGGGGUGUUUCGGCGGCGGGUAGCGAUCAGUGGGGUGUCGGCCCCCUCAGCGAUCACCUAUCGCACCACCCUGCCUUCCUCUCCGGCCUUCCACCUCGGGAUUCGUCCAACCCUCAUCACCCGUCCUCCAUUGCUAACAAUCCGGACCAAAAACCGCUCUUGCAGAGCCCGAUGUUGCCUGGUUACACGGGGGGCGGCCCAUGCUUUACAGGUUCAGGACCAAUUCAGCUAUGGCAAUUCCUGCUUGAAUUGUUGACGGACAAAGCAUGUCAAGGAUUUAUAUCGUGGACGGGCGAUGGAUGGGAAUUUAAAUUGACAGAUCCUGACGAAGUCGCACGUCGCUGGGGUAUACGAAAGAAUAAACCUAAGAUGAAUUACGAGAAAUUGAGUCGCGGUUUACGUUACUACUACGACAAAAAUAUAAUCCAUAAAACAGCCGGUAAACGAUACGUAUAUCGUUUCGUAUGUGAUCUACAAACUCUUCUUGGAUACAGCCCGGAGGACUUGCACGCAAUGGUGGACCUGAAAGUUGAAGAGAAGGAAAAAGACUGAAUUUUUGUCAGACAAUGUACGCUGGGACGUAUUAACACUGUU
This is a messenger RNA of Diprion similis, 2050 nucleotides long. It is a transcript of the gene pnt, whose product is annotated as transforming protein p54/c-ets-1. The coding region runs from base 299 to 2008 and encodes 569 amino acids. Gene Ontology annotation, cellular component: nucleus. The record is from RefSeq and is a predicted model, not a curated record. NCBI's taxonomy places the organism in Eukaryota, Metazoa, Arthropoda, Insecta, Hymenoptera, Diprionidae. Gene Ontology annotation, molecular function: DNA-binding transcription factor activity, RNA polymerase II-specific; sequence-specific DNA binding. The transcript is spliced from 10 exons. Gene Ontology annotation, biological process: cell differentiation; regulation of transcription by RNA polymerase II.